This is a messenger RNA of Cynocephalus volans (Philippine flying lemur), 1086 nucleotides long. It is a transcript of the gene DCANP1, whose product is annotated as dendritic cell associated nuclear protein 1. NCBI's taxonomy places the organism in Eukaryota, Metazoa, Chordata, Mammalia, Dermoptera, Cynocephalidae. The record is from RefSeq and is a predicted model, not a curated record.
AUGGACCUGGUGGGCAGUCAGGACGGGAUUAGCAUCCCCUACACACAGAACUUGAAAAGCCAUGGCCUAGAGGUUGCACCUGAGCAUCCAUGUCUGAAGAGAGGAGCUGGUGGUGGCACCUCCAGAGUCCCCAGGUUGCAGCUUCUAGCUCCACCAGAGAACCUCUGGGACAAGCUACUGCCACUGGCACCUCUCUCCAGGGCCUUGCUGAGAGUUCUUUUCCCUCCAGGAAGGAACACCGUUCCAGCCUAGGCUCCACCAGAGGGAACAGCGCACUUCCUCCAUGGGGGACUGUGUGACUUGGGCCUUUGGGGUGAAGCAUCUGUGAGGCUCUCAGGAUUCCAGGAUGAACUGCAUGGCAGGCUGACGAAUGACAGGACAGACACAGGAUGGAAGGGAGCCAGGAAACAUCUGGUGGGUUGUUUCAGACUCUCAGUUCACGAAAUCUCCCCGGGAAACUCACACCUUGCCUCCUACCAAGUUUUCAAGACAAUAAAGCUCUGCCCCUCCUAAGCUCCAUUUUUCUUGAGUAGAAAACUGUUUAAAUCAUCUGAUCCAUGACACCCACCACUCUCUCCUAAAGGUUGGAAUUUUCAGUUUGGCUUCAGACCCUGGUCUACACACUUUAUAACACUUUCUUUUGCCUGCACAGUCAGCCUGAGCAGGUGGGUGAGUCCCUCCCAACAAUCUCCUCUACAUUCCUGCAGCUCCCACACACAGGGGAGACCUCAAACUCUGCACAGACCAGGGCCACGGAGCAUUGGGUGCUGUGUUCCUGUGGCCAUCACGGAGCUGGCAGAGGAUGAUGGGCAGACAGGUGGGGCCCUGGGAGUCAAGGCAGCAGUCACCUUGGGUGCUAAGGUCCAAGCUAGGCUUCUCAGGCCAGGCGAGGGCAAGGAGAGGCCUGCAGUAGUGGGAAGGCAGUCAGCCAGCUGGGAAGAGAAGGUCGGGAGGCGGGCUGCAAGCUGGCACACCUGCAUCCCACUGUACGGGCUGUGCGAGCGUGCUUCUCAAGUUUCACUGUCUUUGUCCUCGGCUUCCACCCCCUGGCACCUGGUGGUGGCUGACAUUGCCCUGGUUGCAUAA